Fibroporia radiculosa is the source of this 789-nucleotide messenger RNA. RefSeq lists its product as uncharacterized. The record is from RefSeq and is a predicted model, not a curated record. The transcript has a single exon. The coding region runs from base 1 to 789 and encodes 262 amino acids. NCBI's taxonomy places the organism in Eukaryota, Fungi, Basidiomycota, Agaricomycetes, Polyporales, Fibroporiaceae.
AUGGCGGACGUCUCCCACCUUUCUCGCCCCCUCCGUCUCCUCCUCGAGUCCGCUCCUGAGGCACCCUCGCUCCAGACUCUCCUCACUGUCGUCGACUCCUUCGUCCUCGAGGUCUCCGGGUCUGUCAAUCCUGGCCCCCUCCUUAAAGCACUCGAGAACGAGCUCCAGGUAAUCCACGACGACCUCAUUGACCAUGCCGUCCUCAGCCAGACCGAGGUCUUCCUCGCCGUCCUGUAUCACCUUCGGCCCAUCCUACCACCCGCCUCGCUUAUCUCGACAUGGUACGACCUCGUCCUCCGCCCUGCGCUCCGCGAGCCGCGCCUUCCCAUUCCAUCCGUCGAUCACGCGAAGGAGCUUGUGCUUGCCGCACUCGACUCGGCCACCGGAACGGACAUCGGUGCGAAAGACGAGUCCGAGGAGGAGCGCGUGAAGGAGCGUGAGCGCCAGAGGGAGAAGGUUGGUGAGUUCCGCAGGCGACUGAUGGACUUGUAUCUCCUGGACGCAUAUAACGAGUGCUCGGGCGACGACGUGCUCGAGUGGGCGGAGCUAGACACAGAGCAACGCAACAAGAAGGCAUGCUGGAAAGCGAAUCUCGAGGACGUGCUCGUGAAGGCUGGCCUGGAGAGACCUCAGGUGCGUUCGCUGCGCACGAUCGACCUUGCAGCUCCUUAUGCACCUGCAAUCGCAGGAUUUUUUGACGGAAGUCUACCACUGCUUCUCGUCACCCACAUCAAGGCUGCAACUUCUCAUUCUGCUGAAUGCAUAUACAUCGCAGCCCGGUUUCCCUAA